Chilo suppressalis (striped riceborer) is the source of this 3684-nucleotide messenger RNA. The record is from the annotation of a GenBank genome assembly. Lineage: Eukaryota; Metazoa; Arthropoda; Insecta; Lepidoptera; Crambidae.
GUUGCACUUGUCAUUUUACUGACUCGAAUUAAUAAUAGUUUUUAAUGUUUAUUUUAUUGCUUUUUGUUAAAAUGUCGAAACUUUGGUAUUAAAUUAUUAAAGUAAAAUGGAUAAAAAUUAUGUAAAAUCUACUUUAGAUGGACUUAAAUCUACAUCCUCUACUCGUGUUCAGGAAACUUUAAUUAAAAUACGAAGUAAAUUCACAAGUAAUGACGAUGGAAUCAAGCUAUUUCGUGAAUGUGGUGGUUUAAAUUAUUUAAUACCUUAUUUACGUAAACCAAAUGAAAGAAUUCUUGAUAUUACGCUUAGUAUACUCGGUAACUGUUGUCUUGAAGAGGAAAGCAGUUUAUUGGUUGGUAAGUUGAAUAGUUUUGGCUCUCUAGUGAAUAUAUUGAAUACGGUUUGCCGUGACAGUAUAGUGGGAAGGUCCUGUCGUGUAAUCGGAAACUUAGCUCAAAGAAAUAGUAAUGCUGAGGGUCUCCAUAAUCAUGGAGCAGUUGCUGCUCUUUUAGCUAUUAUCGAAAAGCGAGACAAAAACACUUCUUACCCAACACUAGCAAUGGCAGUUAGAGCUAUAAGGCAACUUUGGAUGCUAAACAAUAAAAGGGAUGAAAUGCUGGCACAAAACACUGUACACAUUAUAGCUAUACUUCUCACAACAGAAUGUGAGACAGCUGGGAUCAUAAAAUCUUCAUCAAAGUCAACUGUAGAGGAGACUGAUGGGCUUAGAAAAAGUCAAGAGGAAUUAAUAAUAGGUAUACUGAAAUGUCUAGGCUACUUUACAACUUACUCAUCGGUAUCAUGUGCAGAACAGAUUCAAGGUGAUGGUAGAGGAUAUCAAUGUUUAGUAGCAUUAACAAAAUCCUACGAAUCUUUAGCUUUGAAAUGCAUAAUGAACCUAUGUUUCCUUUCCACAUGCCGUCCUCUUUUGGGUAUUGCAGGUGUGGUUGAAUGUCUUGUGGGUAUUUUAAAAAAGGCAAAAGGUAUUUUAUGGUGGCCAGAAGGGGCUGCACGUGCCUUAGCUUUACUUAGUGGAGAAUCAGUCAACAGAUCACGCUUGCGUCAUUGUGGUGGAUUACCCUUACUAGUUGCUGCAGCCAGAGUUAACCAGCAUGCCCUGCAUGCACUAUUGCAAUAUGUAUUUGAUGAUUCAGCUUUUCAAAUACUUGUAAAUGAAGGACUUGUAAACUUAUUAACCGAUGAACUCACCAACUACAUAACAACUAUGAAUUUUGAGCACAGCAGUUUAGACGAUAAUGAUACGUCAUCUGUAAUGGUAAGAGAAGUAGAGCCCAGCUGUAGUUCCGAAUCCAAUUUGAAAACUCCAGAUAAACAUAAUGUUACUACCAACCAAACAGAAUCCAAAGGAACCUUGUUUAUGCGACGUAAAUCGCAAGUUAAACAAAAUGAGGAUGAACUUAGAGUUGUUAUAGAAAGAGACAACAUGAUUGUUGGAUUUGUUGAUGCUGUGGAUAGUGACGCUACUGACGACAGUCAAAGUGAUGAUGAAGAAAAUUCUCAACAUAAACGCAAAUGUUUAAAAAGGACUAGCUCUGGAAGUCCAAAAUUUCCUAAAAAGAAAUCACAACUUAUAAAAAUGGCUAGUAAAGAUUGGUCAGCUGGGGUCUAUUGGGAACCCAAAAGCCCCGAAUGGCCUUCUGGUAACCAACCUUCAAGCUCACAUGCACCAUUGAGUCCAGAGAUAUCUGAACAAGGGCCUAUGUCUCCAUAUUCAGAUCAGUCCGGCUUUAGUCCAGAAUAUAGAAAUGAUUCUGGAAAUAAACGCGGGAGAUGGGAUUGGAGUCCAGAAUCGGGAGUGAGUUCUGGAGAUGGCAGUUCUGCUUGGAAUAAUUGCAGAUGGAGUCCAUCUAGUUCUGGCCCGUCAUCACCUUAUAGCAUCAAUGAAGACAGUUCAGACUCUGAGAUAUCCGGUCGUUACUCGCCGGUUUGUAGCGAUACGGAGGGUGAAUCGGAAACAGUUGUGGAAGCGGGUGCUAGUAGCGUUGCCGUCGAACUGGACGCCGCGCAAGUGGUGCAAGAUUUCGACGACCUUAUGAUGGAUGAUGAUGAAAGUAUCGACGGAGACUCGCCACUGGAAGAUGACUGUAAAAUAGAUGCUAGUUCUAUGACGUCACGGGUUGCAUGUGUUCUGGUGCUUUUGUUCCGAGUGUCGCACGGCGCUUGUACAACGAGCACCAUUCGUGAAGAGCCCGUACCGAAUCACACUUUAGAUCUGCUCACAGGCCAGGAAUGCCUAAACGCUCUGUUAGACUACGUGGAGCGAUGCAAGCGACCUCUAGGCAGGGCGGCCCGAAUCCUGGCAAGAGUUUUAAGCAACGCUUUAUGUUUGAUGAGUAUUCUUAAACAUAGGCUGACAUUACGAUUGCAUAAAAUGUCUGUCAAAUCAAAACAUCCACCUAAUAAAUGUGUUCAAUGUAAACAAAUCAUAAAGUUAAGUACCAAACUUUUAACUCAGUUGACAAUAUUGGCUGAAUCAAGCUAUGGCAUUGGUGAAAUAAGUUAUAACCUGUUGAAAGGAAAUGCCUCAAUCAAACAAACAUUAUCACUAUCACUUCCAUAUAUAGUAAGGACUGAAAAACCAUUGAAGAAAUAUUUCAUAGACUGCAGUGCACUUAACUUACUAUUCACAGUGAUAGCUGAAAACAAAGAAGACAUGCAAAACUGUGUCACAGCUCUAGGAAAACUUGCCAAAAAUGUUCAUAUAAAAGACCCAAAGACAUUAGAAAACAGAUUUAAGGAUCAAGUGUGCGUCAGUUACGAUCCUAUACUAGAUAAUCUGUCUACUCAUGAUAUAGUUACAUUUCAAUUGGAUGAUUUGUCAACUGUGAAAGCAAACAAAAUAUUCCUUUGCCAAAAUUCCGAAUAUUUUAGUGCAAUGUUGAUGGGAUGUUUCAAGGAAUCAGUUGAAAAGUGUGUGCGAUUAAAAGAUGUCACCAAACCUGCUCUAGAAUACCUCUUUACACUUUUACAUUGUGGUUUGAACAAUCCAAAAUCAGAAGUCAUAGUUUUUCCAAUGGCUGAUAACUUAGAAACAAAUUUAGAAGUAUUAUUGCUUGCUGAUAGAUAUCUGUUUGAAAAGCUCAAAGAGUUGUUAAGCAGCGCCAUAUUGCAAUUCCAAAUGACACCUGAAAAUGCUGAUAAAAUUUACGUAUGGUCCUUAAGCAAGGGUAUGGGAUUUCUAUGUGUAGAAUCUGUAGCAUAUAUAUUAACUGGAAGUAUGUGCGAAUCAUUGCGCACCCGAUCAUUCAGAAAGAUUUUGGCAUUGGAAUACAAGGAGCAAUGGUUAGAUGAUAUCAAAUCUAUGAUAAGGCGUCAAUUGAUUAAAUGAAUUUCUUAUCAAAUUACUAAAAUAGAUUAUAAAUAUUAGUUAAUAUAGAAGGUAACAUGUAUAUAAUAGGUAAAGUGAUAAUUGUUGGUAAUUUAAACUUAAUGGAAUUACUAAUUAUACUAUGUAUUCAUAAUCAAAUAACUAGGUUUACUGUAUAUAAUCAUAAUACCAACAACUAAUCUGUGUUGUAUUUGAAAUUACCAGAUAUAAUGUUCAUUGAAUUAGUUUUGAAAAUCUAAUAUUAUUUAGCUGUUGUAUAUGGCAGUGAUAAUUUUGAGCUUUUAUUUUCACCAAAUAAUUAAAAUAUGGUCAUAUUGGGCAAAACAAUUUUUUUU